Molecule: messenger RNA, 11417 nt
Organism: Adineta steineri
Lineage: Eukaryota; Metazoa; Rotifera; Eurotatoria; Adinetida; Adinetidae
Source: the annotation of a GenBank genome assembly
AUGUUAGUUGUUGAUUUAUCUCAAUUUACUAUUAUUUCUCGUAUUACUGUCGCUGGUCAAUGUUGUGAUGGUACAGUUUAUUCCGGAAGUUGUGCAUCAAUAUCAUCCUGUAAUUUAUAUACUGUCAUUUGUUUAGAUUUUGUCUAUAGUGGAUUAGUAACCAAUUGGACUUAUUGUCCAUUAGGUUCAAAAUCAUUUCAAACAAUAAUUAAUAAUACCGGUUCUGUAAAUUAUCAUUUAAUACCAGAAAUAGCUCCACUUUUACCUCUUCAAUUUCCAUUAAUAUUAACACCUGAUAAUUCUAUCAAUAUUAAGAUUUUUAUCUUUUAUGAUUAUAUAAGAAUCGGACCUUUAUCAAUAGUCAAUCAAAAUACAUUAUUAAGUCGUUUUAGUACUGUAUUUCGAACUGAUGCAUCAUAUCCAUCGGUAACAGCUGGAGUAUUGCAAAGUCAAAUAGUUUAUGAUGAAACAAGAAAUGGAACAGACAAGAAUAGUUUGGCUAUUGGCAUGAAGACUUAUUGUCAAGCAACAUAUUAUGGAAAUCUAUGUUCUGUUCGAUGUAUUCCAAAUGAUGAUUGUACAAGUUCAUAUACAUGUGAUCCAACAACAGGUACUAAAGUUUGUUCAUCAGGAUGGUAUGGCACUGAUUGUGCACUUCGAGAUUCAGCAUAUAUUCAACCAGUUUGUGCAGCUAGUGCAUUGUCCUGUAGUAAUGGUGGUUUUUGUCGAGCAUUUAAUAAUACUAAUCAACCGACAUGUUGUUGUCCACUUGGUUUUACUGGUUUGAAUUGUCAAUAUUUAUCAACAUGUACUAUAAAUGUAAAUUGCUUUAAUGGUGGUGUAUGUACUUCCGCAUAUGAUCCAUCUUUACGUUCAUCUUAUUUUGUAUGUACAUGUGCAUCUGGAUAUACAGGAUUAUAUUGUCAACAACAACAACAACAAUGUCCACCAACAUACUAUGGUCUUAAUUGUAAUACAUUAUGUAUUGCACCAAAUUCAUGUAGUGAAGGUCAUUUUUAUUGUAAUACAAAUGGUGUAAAAACAUGUUUAGCUGGUUGGUAUCCAGCAAAUACUUGUCUAAUGAAAAAUAUUUCAUCAUUUCUUGAUCCGGAAUGUCCUGUAUUAACAGGUUGUCUUAAUGGUGGUUCUUGUUUUAAUGGUUCAUGUUGUUGUCCAUCUGGUUUUACUGGUCGUUUAUGUGAAACAUCUAUAAAUCCAUGUGCAAAUAAUCCUUGUCUAAAUAAUGGUCUAUGUUCAGUAACAACGACAGGAUAUCGUUGUCAAUGUUCAACUUCUUAUACGGGGUCACGAUGUGAAGUACCACUUAAUCCUUGUGAUUAUGCUCCUUGUCGAAAUGGUGGUCAAUGCCUUGUAUUAGCAAAUUUUUCAUUUUAUUGUCAAUGUCCUACAGGUUGGACAGGCCAAUUGUGUGAUAGUCAAAAUGAUUAUUGUCGUUCUCAACCAUGUGCAAAUAAUGGUGUUUGUGUAAACACAGCUACAGGUUUCUCGUGUGUUUGUUCACCUAUUUACACAGGUCCAACUUGUUCAAUUCUUCUUAAUCCAUGUCUUUCACAACCUUGUAUUGCAAAUCAUACACUAAAUUGUAUUAAUAAUAAUAAUCUAACAUAUACCUGUAUUUGUCAAUCGGGUUAUACAGGUUUAACUUGUGCACAAUCAACAGGUUCUUGUUCAUUGGUAACAACACCAUGUAAAAAUGGUGGUACAUGUAUUAAUACAAUAAAUGGUUAUAUUUGUCAAUGUGAUCCAUUAUUUCAAGGAAGUGAUUGUAGUAUUCCAAAUGAUCCAUGUUCAAGUAAUCCAUGUAUUGCAUCUGGUGCUAUAUCAUGUCAAUUGGUCAUAGGUACGACAGGUUAUGCUUAUAGUUGUACAUGUCAAUUAGGUCAUACAGGACAACAUUGUGAAACAGUAUUAAAUGCAUGUGAUAGUAGACCAUGCUCAUUUGGAACAUGUCUUCCAGUAGACAAUAUGUUCAAAUGUGUAUGUGAACCUGGUUGGACUGGACUUCAAUGUAAAGAUGGUAUUAAUGAAUGUUUAUCAAAUCCAUGUUUAAAUGCAGGUAUAUGUGUUGAUGGUAUUAAUGAAUAUCGAUGUGUAUGUUUAACUGGUUACACGGGUCCUAAUUGUGAAUUAUCAGUAAAUGGAUGUUCAAAUUUUUCUUGUCAACAUAAUGGUACAUGUAUAAAUAAUGUUGUAUCUUUGGCAUGUUUAUGUCCUAGUGGUUGGACAGGAACAAAUUGUGAAACAGAUAUCAAUGAAUGUACAACACCAUUAAUCUGUCAUCCAAAUGCUACAUGUAUAAAUACAAAUGGUUCAUAUAUAUGUGCUUGUCCACCAUGGUUGACGGGUGUUAAUUGUUAUACACCUAUUGAUUUAUGUACUACUUUACCAUGUAGAAAUAAUGGUGUUUGUGUUUAUAAUUAUGGUACUACACCAACAUGUCGUUGUCAAUCUGGUUUUACAGGUCUUUAUUGCGAAACUAAUAUUGAUGAUUGUACACCAGCUCCUUGUUUUAAUAAUGGAACAUGUAUUGAUCAAAUCAAUAGUUUUCUAUGUUUAUGUCCAUCUGGAUACACAGGUUUACGAUGCGAAACAGUUAUUAGUCAAUGUCUUAGUUUACCUUGUUUAAAUGGUGGUACAUGUCGAGAUUCAUAUACUGCUACGGGUACAACAUAUAUUUGUCUUUGUUCACCUUUAUAUACUGGCCAACGAUGUGAACAAGUUAAUAAUGCAUGUGCAAGUUCUCCAUGUCUUCAUGGUACUUGUAUUUCAAAUUCAAGCAUAGUUCCAUCAUAUACAUGUCUAUGUGUCAGUGGUUACACAGGUCAAAGAUGUGAAGCACCUAUCGAUCAAUGUUCAUCAGCACCAUGUGGUCCAUAUGGAACAUGUACUAGUUUAUCAACAAGUUAUACUUGUUGUUGUGCAGCAGGUUAUACAGGUUCAAUAUGUACACAAAUAAUUAAUUUUUGUUUAACAAAUCCAUGCUCAACUGAAGGUACACAAGAUUGUAUAUCAACAAUAGCAGGUACAUUUACUUGUUUAUGUAAAUCAGGAUAUACGGGUCGUUAUUGUGAAGCUAAUAUCAAUGAAUGUUUAUCACAACCAUGUUUAAAUGGUGGAAUUUGUGUAGAUUUAAUAAACAGUUAUCAAUGUAUAUGUCCAGCUGUUUAUAGUGGAUCGAAUUGUGGACGUUUAUUAGAUCAAUGUACUGGUAUUGAAUGUCUUAAUGGUGGAAAAUGUUCAAGAAAUGGAACAACAUUGAUUUGUUUAUGUCCUCAAGGAUAUCAUGGUGCUAAUUGUGAAUUGAUUAUUGAUUAUUGUCAAUCACAACCAUGUCAAAAUGGUGGAAGAUGUUCAAACACAGAUUUAGGCCCACAAUGUGUUUGUCCAAAUGGAAUAAGUGGAUUAUUUUGUGAAACAAUAAUUGAUCAAUGUCAAUCUCAUCCUUGUCAAAAUAAUGGAACAUGUAAAUCACUUAUUAAUCAAUAUGUAUGUCUUUGUUCAAGUGGUUUUAUGGGUACACAAUGUGAACAGGAACGUAAUGAAUGUGAACCAGUUAAUCCAUGUUUAAAUUCUGGACGAUGUAUUGAUCAAUUUAAUAAUUUUUCAUGUGUUUGUAAUCCAGGUUUUACGGGUUUCUAUUGCGAAAUUCAAAUUGAUGAUUGUCAAUCGAGUCCAUGUUUGAAUGGUGGUGUAUGUCGAACAUUAAUUAAUAGUUAUAAAUGUGAUUGUCCACUUGGAUAUAAUGGAACAAGAUGUUCAACAUUAAUAAAUUAUUGUUUGAGUAAUCCAUGUUUAAAUAAUGGUUUAUGUAUACCAGUUUUGAAUGGUUAUCGAUGUGUUUGUCUUGAUGAUUAUAUUGGUUUAAAUUGUGAAAAUAAAUCAAAUGAAUGUUUAUCAAAUCCAUGUUUAAAUAAUGGAACAUGUAUAGAUCAAAUAUGGAAUUAUACAUGUCAAUGUUUACCUGGUUAUCAAGGAUCAAACUGUCAUUUAUUAAUGGAUUAUUGUUUAAGUUCACCUUGUAUAAAUGGUAUUUGUAGAAAUAAAAUUAAUGGUUAUGAUUGUAUAUGUCCAUCAUCAUCCUAUACGGGUAUUCAUUGUGAAAUACAAAUAAAUAAAUGUGCAUCAAAUCCUUGUAUGUCAAAUGCAACAUGUAUUGAUGGAAUCAAUCGUUUUAUAUGUUUAUGUUCACCAUGGUAUUCUGGAUUAGAUUGUUCACAAAAAAUAAAUCCAUGUUUAAGUCAAACAACAUGUGCAAAUAAUGCAACAUGUAUAGUUAAUUAUGAUAUUAAACCUUAUGGUCAUACAUGUCAAUGUUUACCUGGUUUCACGGGUGAUAUGUGUGAGAUUGAUAUUGAUGAUUGUGCAACACAACCAUGUCGACGUGGACAAUGUAUUGAUAGAGUUAAUGGAUUCAUUUGUACUUGUUAUUCAGGAAGUGAUGGAGUUUUAUGUAAUAAUGAUGUUAAUUUUUGUGCAAGUAAUCCAUGUGUUAAUAAUGCUACAUGUACAUCAUUAGUAAAUGGAUAUCAAUGUUUAUGUACAAGUGGUUUUCAGGGAACAAAUUGUGAAUUAAAUAUAACUCAACCAUGUUUAAGUAGUCCUUGUUCUCAUAAUGGUACAUGUACAAUUGUAUCAAGUAUUGGUUUUCAAUGUUCUUGUCCAUACGGUUAUGCAGGUCCACAAUGUGAAUUAACGAUUAAUGCAUGUUCAUCAAAUCCAUGUCGUUUUGGUACAUGUCGAGAAGUUGCACCUGGUUAUUAUUAUUGUUUUUGUUCACCUGGUUACACAGGAUUAAAUUGUCAAACCGAUAUCAAUGAAUGUUCAAGUGUACCUUGUUUAAAUAAUGCAACAUGUGUUGAUAUGAUUAAUGCAUUUAGUUGUACUUGUUUAAAUGGAUAUUCAGGAUCACAAUGUCAAUAUGGUGGUUAUCAAUGUAGUUCAGGACCUUGUCUUAAUAAUGGUACAUGUAGUUUCACAGGUAUCAAUUAUCAAUGUACAUGUCCACCUGGUUUAACAGGAAAUCGUUGUGAAAUUGAUAUCAAUGAAUGUGCAUCAGCACCAUGUCAAAAUGCUGGUAUUUGUUUACAACCAAUAUUAAAUAGUUAUCAAUGUCUUUGUCCUACAGGUUAUUCUGGAUCGAAUUGUGAAGUAGUACUUGAUCCAUGUUUAGCUAUGACUUGUUUUAAUAAUGGUUCAUGUAUACGAACAAGUUCAUCAGCAGGCACAUGUUCAUGUUCAUCUGGUUUUACAGGCCCUCUCUGUCAAAAUACUGUAAAUACUUGUUUUAGUUCACCAUGUCUAAAUGGAACAUGUAUACCAAUAAUUAAUUCAUAUCAAUGUUAUUGUUUUCCUGGUUACACUGGUGUACGAUGUGAUUCAUUAAUCAAUGCUUGUUCAUCAAAUCCAUGUUUUAACAAUGGAACAUGUAUAAAUCAAAUAAGUUCAUAUGCAUGUCAAUGUCCAUAUGGUUUUCAAGGUUCAACAUGUACUGUACGUAUGCAAGCAUGUCAAUCAUCACCAUGUUUAAAUGGUGGUACAUGUAAUGAUCUUGGUCCUGGUCUACUUAAUUGUACAUGUCCAAUAUCAUAUCGUGGAAUAUUUUGUCAAUUAAGAGAUACAUUUUGUACACAAUUACCAUGUAAAAAUAAUGGUGUUUGUAUUGAAGCAUUAAAUGGUUAUCAAUGUAUAUGUCAACAAGGUUAUGAUGGUGUUAAUUGUACAAAUAUAAUUCAACCAUGUUUAUCAAAUCCAUGUUUAAAUAAUAGUACAUGUUUAAGUGUUAUGAAUGGACUUGGUUAUCAAUGUUCAUGUCGAAUUGGUUAUGCUGGUCUUCGUUGUGAAUCAGCUAUGAAUUGGUGUUCAUCAAAUCCAUGUUUAAAUCAAGGAACUUGUAUAUCACAAACAACAUCAUUUAUUUGUAUUUGUCCACCAACAUAUGCAGGUAUUAUAUGUCAAACAUUAAUAAGUAAUUGUUCAACAUUAACAUGUGGAACUGGUAUACCUAUAACAACAAGUGCAACAAAUUGUACUUGUCUAUGUUCAAGUGGUUUUACUGGAUCUCUAUGUCAGACACCAAUUAAUUUAUGUUCAAUAAGAUUAGGAAAUAGUUCAUAUUGUAUUCGUGGUACAUGUAAUUAUCUUGGAGCUGGUUUAGCUUCAUGUACAUGUCCAACUGGUUACAGUGGAUUACGUUGUGAUACACGUAUAUCGAAUGGUGUAUGUGCGUCAUGUCCUUGUAUAUAUGGACAAUGUCGAUUACUAGAUGAUACAAAUACUUAUGUAUGUGAUUGUAAUCCGGGUUAUAGUGGUUUACGUUGUGAAACAUCAAUCAAUUUAUGUUCACCAUCACCAUGUCUUUAUGGACAAUGUAUAAUAGAUGGAAUCUAUGGUUAUCGUUGUAUAUGUUUACCUGGUGCAACUGGACUAAAUUGUUCAAUAUUAAUUAAUACAUGUACAUCAAAACCUUGUUUAAAUAAUGGUGUUUGUGUACAAGGACUUAAUACAUAUCAAUGUGUUUGUCAAUCUGGUUAUGCUGGUGUUAAUUGUGAAAUAUUAAUUAAUCAAUGUACAUCAUUACUAUGUUUAAAUAAUGGUACAUGUAUUAGUCUUGGAACAACACCACCAAGUGCACAAUGUCAAUGUUUACCAUUAUUUACUGGUCUUCAAUGUCAAUAUCCAUAUGCACCAUGUGCAUCACAACCAUGUAAAAAUUUAGGUACAUGUGUAGCACAAAGUACAUCAUCAUAUAUAUGUUUAUGUCCAAGUGGAUUUUCAGGAUUGAAUUGUGAAAUAGGUCUUAGUGUAUGUUUAAGUCGACCAUGUUUAAAUGGUGGUACAUGUAUGGAACCCACAUCAAAUUAUUAUAUAUGUCAAUGUCCAUGGCCAUACUAUGGUGUUAAUUGUCAAUUAGCAUGUAAUCCUUGUGUAAGUUAUCCAUGUCGUGGACCAUUAUCACAAUGUGUAUCAUCAGCAAAUUCUACUAAUUAUACAUGUGUAUGUGCAGAUGGUUUUAGUGGUACAACAUGUGCAACAGCAUAUGAUGCAUGUGUAUCCAAUCCAUGUAGGAAUGGUGGUACAUGUGUACGAACUGGUCCUACAACAUAUACAUGUGCUUGUCCGGCAGGUUUCAAUGGAAGUUAUUGUGAAACUCAAAUAAAUCCAUGCUCUUUUUAUCCAUGUGCAGCUGGUACAUCAUUAGUAACAUCACCAAUAACUUGUCAAUGUCAAUGUCCAUAUGCAUAUUCUGGUGCAUUAUGUCAAAUAAAUGCUUGUCAAACAAAUCCUUGUUUAAAUGGUAAUUGUAUUGCAAAUGGAAAUUAUUCAUAUACAUGUAAUUGUCCAGUUGGAUUUCAAUAUAUUAUGGGAGUAUGUGCGGAUAUAAAUGAAUGUACAACAAUUCCAGGUAUUUGUGCAAAUGGUGGUAGAUGUUUAAAUUCCUAUGGAUCAUAUUUAUGUUUUUGUAAUUCGGGUUUCUAUGGAACAAAUUGUGAAAUUUAUGAACCAUGUCGAUCAUCACCUUGUAUAAAUGGUGGUAGUUGUGUAACCAUAGGAAAUUAUCCAUUCUGGCAAUGUAUUUGUCCAAUAUCUUUUACAGGUUCUCGUUGUGAAAUAACAUCUGUUGGUUGUUCAGUAAAUCCUUGUCGAACAGGAACAUGUGUAAGUCUUGCAAAUGGUGGAUAUCAAUGUUUAUGUCCAUUAUCAAUGACUGGUCCUAAUUGUGAUAUACCAUUCUUACCAUGUUCUUCCAAUCCAUGUUUAAAUAAUUCAACUUGUUUAACAUUAUCUUUAACAAAUUAUACAUGUAUAUGUCCACCAUCAUAUACAGGUGUAAGAUGUGCACAACAAGUACUUUAUUGUCCAAAUAAUCCUUGUCAAGGCAAUGGAACAUGUAUUGUUAAUCAAUUGACUGGUCAACAAAUUUGUCAAUGUACAUCGGGACGUUAUGGUGUUUAUUGUGAAAUUAUUUCACCUUGUGGUUCAAAUCCAUGUGUACGAGGUACAUGUCAUAAUAUAAAUUCUAUUUUAUAUCAAUGUACAUGCGAACCUGGUUUUACUGGUACUUCAUGUGAAACACCAUAUGAUGUAUGUACAUCAAAUCCAUGUCUUAAUGGUGGAACUUGUACGAAUUUAGGUAGUGGAUUAUAUACUUGUACAUGUCCACCAUCAUUUACAGGUUUAAAUUGUAAUAUUCCACUUUGUGUAACUGAUAGUUGUUUUAAUGGUGGUACUUGUUUAAUUCGAAAUGAUACAUUAAAUUGUCAAUGUCCAUGUGGAUUUACUGGAUCUCGAUGUGAAAAUCCAUUUGAUAUAUGUUCAUUAACUAUAUGUCAAAAUAAUGGUACACGUAUUCUAAAUGCAACAGGAUGUCGAUGUACAUGUUUAUGUCCAUCAGGAUAUACUGGAAAUCUUUGUCAAUCAACAAUUACACCUACUAAUACAACUUAUCCAGGACAAAUUAUUAUUCCUAUUGAUCGACCAGGAGGUUCAUCAUGGGAAAUUAUCUCACAAUGUGUCGAUCAAGUUUGGAAUAGUUUGAAUGUUAUACUCAUAUGUAAUUCACCAUUUACACUUGUUAGUCCAACCUCAUUUUAUCCAUAUUGCUAUCAAAUAAAUCAACAAUCAUCUCUUGUCAGUCAAUUAAAUGCUAUACAAGAUUGUAGUGAUAAAUCAGCUCAACUUGUUUGGUUUCAAUCUAUUGAUGAAAUACAACAACAAUUAAUUCCAGCUUUAUUUGCUCGUGGUUUAGCUCGAGAUUUUUGGACAAGUGGUAUCUAUAAUCCAUCAGUAAAUCGAUGGCAAUGGUUAUUAGCAACUAAUAAUACUCGUAUUGAUAUUGAUUCUUCAAUUUUAACUCAAUUUGGAAUAACUGCUUUGACUGGUCAAUCUAUUCGUUAUUCAUUUGCACAAUUAACUAAUCGACGUUUAGUAACAGGUUCUUCAUCCGAAACAUAUUCAACACUUUGUAAAAUAUCUGCAACACGUCUUCCAUUAAAUAAUAUAACACGUGUAAUUGAUCUAACAUCACAACAAUAUGGGCUUCAUAAUCAAUCACAAGUUAUUACCUAUAAUUUUAAUUAUACUAUAUUCUCAACAAUUCCAUCCGGUAUUCUAAUACAACAACCAACAGCUGCACAAUAUGCAGCUAUGUGUGGUGCUAUUGGUACUCCAUCGACUUCUGUUAAUCCUUAUAUUAUUGAUAUUUGUGGUUAUUUUCCAUCAAUAACCGAUGGUAAUGUUCAAUUAUUAAUGCAAACAAUUUCUUCAUAUUAUACGACACAUCGAAUAUCAAUUAUGUCAACACAAAAUUUUGUUGCAAUUCCAUUACGAGUUGAACAUUUUACAACCAUAUCCGGUGAUUUAAUGACACGAAUAAGUUUUAUAAUAACAAGUGGUUCAUCAGUUGUUUUGGGUUCAAAUAUUGAACCAUUAGCAUCAAUUAAUGAUAUACUCAAUGCAGUAAACUAUCGUGUUUACCAACAAUGUACACCUUAUAUAUCUACGAGUAUUCUUUUGCCAUUAAAAUUAUGUAUUCCAUUUAAUGAAAUAUCAUUAUGGACAAAUUUAAUUGCAAGUGCUGUUUCAAUAGCAACAGGACAAUCAAGUGUAACUGUUAUGCUUAAAGGUGUUCAACAAGGUGUUACAUCAACAGGACAACCAGCAAAUACGGCCUAUUUUCUAAUAACAAUAAAUGGAAUGACAUAUAAUCAAACAUUAAAUAGUAAUUUAACAUCAAAUCCAAUAUUAAUAUCAACUAUAACACAAACGAAUAGUCAAUUAUUAUGUUCAAAUCAAACACAAAUACUUCCAAUGCAAAAUAGUAUUCAAGAUUUUUAUGCUCCAUGUCCUAUACCACAAAUACUUCAAAGACAAUUAAAUAAUGCAUUACAACAAGCUGGAAUUUAUACUAUUAAUAUGACAAUAUUCGGUGUUGAAGAAGCUAUUGAUAAUCUUGGACAAAUCUAUCGGUUACCUAAUAUAUUUAUUCAACAUCAAAAUGGUACAUGGUUUGAUAGUCCAUUACAAUUAAAUAAUCAAUUAUAUCAAAUUUUAAUAUCUGUUCAAAUGCAACGAAUACUAACACGCAUUUAUCGUUUAGCAAAAGCUUAUUCAUAUUUCUAUACAAAUCAUUUAACAAUAAAUGAUCGUGAUUAUUUACAAAGAUUAAUUUUAACAACAUAUAAUCAACAAAAUACAAUUACAAGUAAUAGUGUGAGAGUUAUGUUAGAAGAUCCAUAUUUAAAUACAAGUUCAUUAUCAACAAUUGAAAGAGUUUAUGCAUUUUUAUUUUAUAAUGAUCAAGAACUUGAUGGAAGAUAUUUAUCAGCAUUAAUUUUAUCACCAACACAAUUUACUGGUCCUUAUUAUAGUCAAAUUCCAUUGACUUUUGUAUCAAAUAUAAUACCAAGCAAUGUUGUUAAACAACGUGAUGUACAAUUAAUAACAUUUACUGGUAAAAUUAGUCGAGCAUUAGCACAAACUGCAUUGGUUGAUUAUUGGCAAAAUCCAGCUAAACAAGGAUUAACAAAUGCAAAUGUUUAUAUUUUACAAUUACAACAAUAUUUUGUCUAUUCGAUCAAUCAAUUUUAUACAACAAUAACUUAUAUUGUUAUAACAUCUGAUGGAUAUAGCGUACCAAGUGCAUGUUUUAAUCCAAAUUUAAUGCAACCAUUAAAUGGUUUAUGUGAUGCACCGAAUAAUUAUGUCGCACAAGUACCAUUAAGUUAUACAGCAUCAUUUAUUGAUUUAAGGGGAAAUUAUUUACAAGCUGAUCUUAAUCAUGAUAAUUUCGAAACAUUAAUUACAUCAGCAUUACAAAGAACGGGACUUAGUAGUACAGUUUCAUCUACAUUAAUUGAACCCCGUUUUGGUUUGGAUAUGUCAUUAAUAACAAGAGUUUAUUAUAUGGUUGUACCUAGUCAAGUUAUUACACAAGAACAAAUACAAGUUCAAUUAAAGUCGAUUUUUUCUACAAUGCAACCAAUAAAAUAUGAUUUGUAUCCUAGUGGACAAUUAUCUGUUGCACAACGUGAUACUCAUCAAUAUAUUGCUAAUGUUUCAUUACCAUUAACAACAGCUAUUCGUCAAAAUAUUGAAAACUAUCUUACAUCAUAUAAUCGACAAUAUGGAAUUGCAAAAAUAGUUUAUGCCGAAACUUUGAAUACUUAUCAAACUCGUUUUUAUCUUGUGUUUCUUAACGAUACGCAAAUUUUAACUCGAUGUGAUUUCUUUCUAUAUUAUCCGGGCGUUACGAAUAUUAAUAAUGGAACUGGUGGAAUUCAUAGUCUCUAUCUUGAAAGAAAUGUUUUUGUUGCACAACCACUUGCACUUGCUAGUGGUCUUGCACAAAUUUGGACAAAUCAAAAUCCAAAUGUUCAACCAGGAACUUUACUUAUUCA